UGUGGCGAUGGAUGACAUGAAGCCUUGAAAAGUUAAAUUAAAACAUUUACUGACUUUAUAUUUAAAUCAAUGGGCAAUCCUAAUGUGUCGUUGCUGUCGGACUUCCCACAUUCACAUUAACGGAAGAACACUUUUUGCCACUAGGCAUGGCUAUUGGCUAAAUUAGCCUGCUUUAGCCGUAAAGCUAGCAUGACAAAUGUUUGUUACGUUAGCAUGAGAGGAGGAGUGAGCUGUGACUUGAAGGAAGGAAGGGAACUGAUAAGUGGGUUCACUGCGCACCAUUGCAUAUGAAGAGCUAGCACACUUUUGGACUCCCAACUUCACACUGUGACGCAUUUAGAGAAGGUGACUAAAUCUGAGCACCCAAUGUGAUAUUUGACACUUUUUGGCUUUUCAGAUAUGCUGUUAGUUAGCAUAGCUAUGUGUUAGCGACACGGCUUUUGGCUAGCAGUACUGCAGGCGAGCGCUAGUCCACUAGCUUCAAACUUCUGAAGCAAUUGUGUAAGUCCGAUUUAGCUAGCUGAACAAUUUAGGAAACCAGUUGACCAUUUUUAAAAGAGCUCUGUCACUAAUUCGCUCCAGCAACAGGGUGAGCGGAGAAUAAAGUUAUGGCAUCGGAUGUGGUAGGAAGUGAAGCGGUUUUGGAGGGUGUAGGUGAAAGUAAUUUGAACAAUAGCAGCGAAGAUUUUGUCACACCCAGCAGGAAUCGUGAAACAUUGGAAAACAGACAGGCUUCUAGUCCCUCAUCUUCCGGAGUGUCGGGAGAAGGUGAUGACGAGGAUUUAAACGAACUUCAGAUCAGCACAGCUUCUACAGUCGAAAAUGGCGAAGAGGCAUUUGAAGAAAGUCCAACCAAAACAAGAAGUAUGCCUCCAGGAAGGACAACUCCAGACAACGUGCAGAAGCCGUCGGGUGGAAGAAGCUCUACCCCUGUCAGCCUCCCACAGCCACAUUCCCCACCUGGACCCAUUGGAAGCCUAGAGCGGCAAGAGUCAGUAGCCACAACAGAAGCCCGUUUGAGAAUGGAAGGAGUUGAACUUAAGGAAGAGUGGCAAGAUGAGGAUUUUCCACGGCCCCUCCCAGAAGAAGAGGAGCUUGAUGAUGAUCUUUUUGCUGGAACCACUGAGGGGGGAGAACCUGACUAUGCGAUGAACCAUGGCAAGAGGGUGAAGAAAAAACUUGCUGCACCUGAAAUUAGUCUUACACUUGACCGAAGUGAAGGUUCUGUUUUCUCUGAUGAGCUGGAGGAAAGUACAGAGCUGGAUCUUGAUGACAUGGACACACCCUCUGACAGCAAUGAGUUUGAAUGGGAAGAUGAUCUUCCUAAGCCAAAAACUACAGAACUACUGCAAAAAGGCGUGGAGUCAGUUCAGGAAUAUUCAGCUGCAGAGGAGAGGGAUGAAGGUCGACGCUGGAGGGUGUUUCAUAUUGGAGAUCAGGAUCACAGAGUGGAUAUGAAGGCCAUUGAACCUUACAAGAGAGUUAUCAGCCAUGGAGGUUACUAUGGAGAUGGUUUGAAUGCCAUAAUUGUGUUUGCUGUGUGCUUUAUGCCUGAGAGCAGUCAACCAAAUUACAGAUACAUCAUGGACAAUUUAUUCAAGUACGUCAUUGGCACACUGGAGCUCUUGGUUGCUGAGAACUAUAUGAUUGUGUAUUUAAAUGGGGCAACUUCUCGGAAAAAGAUGCCAACUGUUGGUUGGCUCAGAAGGUGUUAUCAGCAGAUUGAUAGGAGGUUACGGAAGAACUUAAAGUCUUUAAUAAUUGUUCACCCUUCUUGGUUUAUUCGCACCCUGCUGGCACUUACAAAACCUUUCAUAAGCUCCAAAUUUAGUCAGAAAAUCAAGUAUGUGUUCAGCUUGACAGACCUUGCCGAACUUGUUCCAAUGGAGUAUGUAUCCAUACCAGAUUGUAUCAAACAGUUUGACGCCGAAAAAAAUAGGAAAAGCCAUAAAAGGUACAUGCACUUUCACCAAGGGAUCGACCAGGAAAUGCACGGCAAAGUGGAGGUUGCAGCUGCUGCUGUUCCAGAGUGACACAUUCACUGCACGACUUGGAAAAGAACAAUGUCAAAUGUUUAGAACUGCAAGCAACUCUUCUGUUCACGUGGGCCGAUGUGACUGGAGACUGUUGCAUCUGGAAAGUGCCUUUUUGAAACUAUGCUACCUGUUACAUAGUCAAACUUUUUGCUGUAUGUUUUUUCCAAACAGCUUAAUCCACAGUAUUCUUUCCACAUGCUGUCUGAAAUGUUUUUAAUCCUUUUUAUUUACUCCUGAAUAUCAUGUCAGACUUGGCUUAUUGGUGUACCUUAGUUACUGUUGUAUCUACACUUUAUUUAACGCACUCCGUUAUAAGUGGUCGAUGCAUGUUUUGCUUUAUUACAUUUAAAUAUAUAUAUAUUUAUAUUCAAAAGGUGUCAAAGGAGAUAAUAUAUUUUUAUGAUCUGAUUUUAAACUGCAUUUUAGGUGUCUGAUCCACUGAGUAUCAUUUCACAGAAAGUCUUGAUGGCACUAUUUUCACUGUUCACUGCUGAUGUUUUCUGGUGCAAUCCUGCCUGGGGGAAAUAAAAGCUUUAUUUUGUUGUCCCUCACUUGAAUUUGCCCUCCGACUGAUUGCGACUCAUCAUUCUUGAAAGCAUUCUGAAUCUAAAGAUGUAGGUCUUGUCAUUCCAAGUAAAGCCGUGUAUCCACA
This is a messenger RNA of Melanotaenia boesemani (Boeseman's rainbowfish), 2688 nucleotides long. RefSeq names its product BCL2 interacting protein 2 (gene bnip2). The record is from RefSeq and is a predicted model, not a curated record. The transcript is spliced from 11 exons. Gene Ontology annotation, cellular component: cytoplasm. Gene Ontology annotation, biological process: apoptotic process. The coding region runs from base 609 to 2033 and encodes 474 amino acids. NCBI's taxonomy places the organism in Eukaryota, Metazoa, Chordata, Actinopteri, Atheriniformes, Melanotaeniidae.